AAGUAUAAUAACUAUAAAGCUUAAUGAAAAUUUACUAGCACCUUAUCAGAUUUACAUGUACAAAUGUGCAUAUGCAUUUGUGAUCGAAUGCAUGGCAUUAAGCAUUAAACAACGGAACUUCAAAAAAAUAAGUAAUAAGUGUAUUUAAUGAAACAAAAGCGCAAAUUGAAUAUCAAAAGCCGUCAGAACAUAAAAUUGAGAUUAGAAAUGCCGCGCUGACGAGUAUGCAGUAGCACGCGUAAUACGAGUAAUUGCUUUAUCUCAUAUUUUAAUUUUUUUUUGCAAUUUUUUUAAAUAUUUUUUUAUUGUUGUUUUAUAUGACCAUUGCUCGCCUCCAUGGGGCAGUACUGCCUGUGCGGUAAUCGGUUUAUUGCCGCCUGCCAACCGAUCGUGCGGCCGAUCGGCAUUUGCUAAACUACUUCGUCAUACCUUCGCGCACCUAUAAAAAUUGCGCCGCGUUGCGCUCAGCAACUCAAAAGUGACUUAGAACUUGGAAAGUACGGAUCGUAAGCGAUCGUACGUGAAAAUAAAGAAUAUUAAUAAUUAAAAUAAUAAAAACUGAAAGGACUUCUCUUAAGUGAAAAAAAAAUUGAUAAUAUAAAAUUUUUUUGUGAUACGUAAUAAGUGAUUAUCCUUAAAAAUGCGUCUGUUGUUGGAUAAGCAAAUUGAACUCAUCGAUCCUUCGGAGCUCUUGCGCCCCGAACCUGCUUUUGCUGACAAAUGUCUAUCGAAGUUCCGUGAUUACAGCAUUAAUGAAGAAGAUCCUUUGAAGGAGCGUGUACGCAGAACCUAUCGUGAAAUGCAUCUCAAUCAAACAGUGGACUUUGUUAAAGGUCGCCAUGAGCGCUGGCUGAAAUUCAACACCUUCCAGGCGACUGUGCGCGAAGCACUUGAGAAGCUCAACGAUCUGGUUGACGAAUCUGACCCCGAUAUUGAUUUGCCGAACAUUGUACACGCCUUCCAGGCAGCCGAACGCGCACGCGAGGAAUAUCCCGAGCACGACUGGCUACAUCUGACCGCGCUCAUACACGAUCUCGGCAAAGUAAUGGCUUUCUACGAUGAGCCACAAUGGGCUGUUGUGGGUGACACUUUUCCGGUGGGCUGUGAAUGGGGUAAACAUAUUGUCUACCGCGCCAAUAGCUUUGAAGGUAAUGUCGAUGGCGAGAAUCCCAAAUACAACACUAAAUAUGGCAUUUAUGCGCCAAAUUGUGGUGUUGACAAUUUGUUGUUGUCCUGGGGACACGACGAAUACAUGUUUCGUGUGUUGAAGCAUAACAAAACUAAAUUGCCACAUGUGGCAUGCAACAUUAUACGCUUCCACUCGUUCUAUCCAUGGCACAAUGGUGGCGACUACAAACAUUUGGAGGCACCAGGCGAUGAGGAUACCAAAAAAUGGGUGCUGAUCUUCAACCGCUACGACUUGUACACCAAGAGCGGGAAGUUGCCCGACAUUGACGCUUUGUGGCCUUACUACCAAUCGUUGAUUGACAAAUACUUGCCUGGUGUCUUGGAGUUCUAAGUCAAUGGCGUCGGCAGCGACUUGAGCUUCUCAGUGACAACAUAAUUAUACCUAUACCUCGAGUUGAUCUGGAGGCCUAACUACAAUAAACACAUAUUGUACAUACAUGCAUAUACCAUCCUACUUAAUUAGACUACUUUAUAAUUUUGAACUUAAUUAGUUUAUAUGUCAAAUACCAAAACUGUUAAUGGACUUAUACAUUUUUUUAUACAAGGGAACGUUUUUAUCACAAACAAGAAUAUAAUAAAUAUGUUUAAUUAUUACAUCAAA
Messenger RNA from Bactrocera oleae (olive fruit fly), 1789 nucleotides. It is a transcript of the gene Miox, whose product is annotated as Myo-inositol oxygenase. Gene Ontology annotation, biological process: inositol catabolic process. NCBI's taxonomy places the organism in Eukaryota, Metazoa, Arthropoda, Insecta, Diptera, Tephritidae. The record is from RefSeq and is a predicted model, not a curated record. Gene Ontology annotation, molecular function: iron ion binding; inositol oxygenase activity. Gene Ontology annotation, cellular component: cytoplasm.